AUGCCCGGCCUCGACCCCAGACAAUGCGAAGAGCCUGCGAGGACUUCAGGAGCCGCUACCGCUGUACGGAAACCCCAGAUCCUCGUCCCCGCCGUAAGGCCAGGACAUUUGGAGCCGGAGAAGGCGACGCAAUGGAAUACCACGAACCUGGGACUGCGGUUCGGUGCUGAUCUUACAUCUGCCGCGAGUGCUUCGGCCGUGGUAGCGCCUGUGAUCUGUGUGAUUGACCGAUCUAUUGUGGAAAAGGCCGCGAAGGGUGCUACAUUCUCGUCCUGUCUGCUUCGAUCACUCCGGCCUGCAGUCACCCGUCCACACACAUUUGUCUUCUCUCGGCCGUUCCUCCUCAUUUUCUCCUUGUAUCUCUCCACCUACGCCACAGCCAACACCGUCGACACGGUCUCGUCGAUUGUUUCGUCAAGUCCAGCAUCAACGGUCACAUCAGGGCCCACAAAGUUCGCCGCAACGUCUUUCGUGAACAUGAGCAUGUGUGUGUACAAAGACUCGUGCUUUGCGAGGAUGUUUGGAGUGCCUGUGCCCUCCGCUUCCACUUCACCGGCCGCAGCGGCUGCGGCGGCAGUUCCAAAACUCUCCUACGCCUUGUUUGCCGUCCGAGACAGCUUUACCAUCUUCGCAUCGUUCAACCUACCUCCUCUGAUUGCACCACACCUCUGCAACUUGCCUGCGCGCAUUAGGUCAAGAUUCUCAGCCCUCCUCAGUACCGAGGCCGGCCGGACAAACACGGCGCAGUUCCUGGCGCCGGCGGCGGUCCAGGUGAUAUCCACACCAAUCCACUUGCUUGGAUUAGACUUGUACAACAGACAGGGAAGUCUGGGAUUCCGCAAACGAUAUCUCCGGGUCCUCAGAGACUGGAGUGUGAGUACCUUUGCUAGAAUGGGUCGUAUCGUUCCUGCGUUUGGCGUCGGCGGCGUCGUAAAUUCCAGCAUGCGAAGAAAUUUCAUGACCAAACUCGAGGCGUGA
Molecule: messenger RNA, 978 nt
Organism: Capronia epimyces CBS 606.96
Lineage: Eukaryota; Fungi; Ascomycota; Eurotiomycetes; Chaetothyriales; Herpotrichiellaceae
Exons: 3
Coding region: 1-978 (325 amino acids)
Cellular component (GO): mitochondrion
Source: RefSeq, a predicted model, not a curated record